Molecule: messenger RNA, 1662 nt
Organism: Habropoda laboriosa
Lineage: Eukaryota; Metazoa; Arthropoda; Insecta; Hymenoptera; Apidae
Gene: Hinfp
Product: histone H4 transcription factor
Exons: 5
Coding region: 1-1662 (553 amino acids)
Biological process (GO): regulation of transcription by RNA polymerase II
Cellular component (GO): nucleus
Molecular function (GO): RNA polymerase II transcription regulatory region sequence-specific DNA binding; DNA-binding transcription factor activity, RNA polymerase II-specific
Source: RefSeq, a predicted model, not a curated record
AUGGCAGAAUUUGCGAAAAAACUAAUAACUAGUAAAGAUGUGCAAGAACGCUGUAAUGAUUGGGUAGAAUCGCAAAAAAAUUUUACGUAUGCGGAUGAAACACAGUGUAAAAGAAAACAAACAGAUGAUGAUGAUAGUUAUAAUACUGAUUCCGAAUUUGAUUCCGUAUCAGAAUGUGGUACAAAAAGAAGAAGAGUUGUUCUACCGUUAAAACGAGAAGUUUAUCAUCUUUCCUGCGAAUGGAUCAAUUGUAAAUACAAAGCCAAUCAUGUUGAGAGAUUUGUAAACCACGCGGGUGGACAUGUGUCUGACUUAAGUACGCGGACCAAUGAAAAAGGCAUUAAUGUUUACGUAUGUCAGUGGAACGGUUGUUUAUACGAAAGUAAUGAUCCCGAUGAGAUUUCUAGGCAUGUAAACUAUCAUGCUUAUCAUACAAAAUUAAAAUGCAUCGGAUCAAAUAUUCGUGCCAGAAUUAAAUUACCUAAAUGUCAUAGAGAUUCUGAAUGGAAAAAUGUUGUAGACCUUCCAGCACCUCUUCUUUGUCGUUGGGAAGAGUGUUUAAAACGUUUCAGGAAUUAUCAGUUAUAUUUGUAUCAUGUAGCUGCUCACAUUGAGGAAGGCCCAAGGGGUAACAAAGUUGAAGGAGGGUUAGAAUGCAAGUGGACGGGUUGCAGCAGCUUAUAUCCUAAUUUAUACAAAUUAAGGGAUCACAUACGGCGUCACACAAAAGAAAAAAUUGUUGGUUGUCCUGAUUGUGGUGCUACUUUUGCUUCUAAUACAAAAUUUUUUGUACACUGCAAACGACAGAUUCCAAUUGAUGUUCAGGGAUUCCAGUGCUCUCACUGCAAUAAAUUUUAUCCCACUGAAGGAAUUUUGAGGGAUCAUGUGAGACUUCACGUUUUUAACUAUAAAUGUAGCCUUUGUGAUAUGAGCUGUGAAUCACCAGCUAGUUUGGCUAAACAUGUUAGAUAUCGACAUGUUUCUACCAGGAGUUUUCCCUGUCAGCUUUGCAGUCAUGCUGCCAAAUCUCAACAAGAUCUAGAUUCCCACAUGACAGUUCACACAAUUGGACCUAAUUUUUCAUGUCACUUUGAAGGAUGUCUAUAUAAAUGCAAGGGUGCAUAUACUCUUGAUAGGCAUAUUGAACGAGUUCACUGUAUGCAAGUACGAUGGUAUUGUUGCCAUGAAUGCCCAAUAAAAUAUAGAAAAAGCUAUAGGUUGACAAAGCAUUUAAUUGAGGCACAUAGAUUGCAAUUACCUAGUGGUCAUACAAGAUUCCAAUACACUCAUGAUGAAGAUGGUUGCUAUAGAUUACAAAUGGUUAGAUAUGAAGCCAUUGAAGAAGAAAACAAUCCUUCUAUAAAUCAACCAAAAAUACAGGAUAGAAGAUUUAAGAUUAAAUUAAAUAAAAAUUCUAGUAUGCCCCAAAUUGAGAUUCUUGAAGAUUUAGAUGAACAAGGGGAAGAAGAUGAAGAAAAAGAAACAGAAAAGAAGUCAGAAGAGAAAAGUUAUGAAAGAAAAUCGAUGCCCGUUAUUUCAAACAUUCUAAUAUCUAUUGAUGAAACUGAUGCUGAAGGAAAUAUAAUUAGAAGUAGAACUGUAGAAGCACAGGAAACUAUGGAAUUACCACCUUCUGAAGGACCACCAAUAAUAUUAACAUAG